Molecule: messenger RNA, 549 nt
Organism: Cyprinodon tularosa
Lineage: Eukaryota; Metazoa; Chordata; Actinopteri; Cyprinodontiformes; Cyprinodontidae
Product: glycine-rich protein-like
Exons: 7
Coding region: 92-523 (143 amino acids)
Source: RefSeq, a predicted model, not a curated record
AACUGGAUGUCAGUGUGAUGCUCUAGGAAGCAGCUUUCUCUCUGUCCUUCUGUUUCUUAUAGUUUUGCAGUCUCUUUAACCUUAAUCCAUCAUGCUGCUCCGAGCUCUGCUGCAGACUUCACUGGUGCUCUGGCUGGCCAAGCAAACUCUGCAAGGAGGAGUUAGGCCUCAAAAUGUGGCCUAUGGGAGGGCCCUGCCAGCUCGAGGUGUUGGUAUUGGAGUUAAACCUGGAGUUACCGGAGCCCUUGGAGCAGUAGGAAACCGAUAUGGUACAAAAGCAAUGAAGACUGGGAUUGGUCGUUAUCCUGGGGCCCACCUUGGUGUUGGAAGCUACAGAUCUCUUGGAUUAGGAGGAAGAGGAGGCCUGAGGCCCGGUGGAUAUGGAGCCCAUGGAGGCUAUGGUGCCAGUUUGGGAACUGGAAUGGGUCUGGGUGCAGGACUUUCAAAUGGACUCGGCUUAGGCCUGGGUCAGGGAGGAAAACGUGGUGAGAUCAGACAAAGUUACUUACUGGAAAAAAAAUGACACAAAAAUCAUCAACUAGUUGAUAA